Diprion similis is the source of this 748-nucleotide messenger RNA. RefSeq lists its product as uncharacterized. The transcript has 3 exons. Bases 6 to 599 code for a protein of 197 amino acids. The record is from RefSeq and is a predicted model, not a curated record. Gene Ontology annotation, biological process: Wnt signaling pathway. NCBI's taxonomy places the organism in Eukaryota, Metazoa, Arthropoda, Insecta, Hymenoptera, Diprionidae.
UAAACAUGUCAACUUUGAACGAGUCUCAAUCGAGUUCUGACGACGAUGAUGCGAAUUUGGAAGCGUUAAAGGAAGCUACGGACUCUCAGUUUCUAAAAGAUUCCUUAUUUUUCAACAAGACUGAAACUGGAAAUGACGUAGAAGCUGAAAAACCUGUAUUACCAAAAUCGUUGCGGCGAAACGUCGAAUUGAUGAAAGAAUGCAACAAGUUUGGAGUGUCUCAAGAUUUCAAAAAUUUUGUGGCAAAACAACUGGCCAAAUCUUUAGAUAAAUCUGUCCAAGAAGUCGUCUACGAAAAUUCCAGCAUUUCAAAGCGAAAGAAAAGUAAAAACAAAUCAUCAGGGAUAAGAUUAUUGAGGAACUCGAAAGUAAAUUUAAGCCAUGUCCAGGAGGAAAAUUUCAACUAUGCAAAAAUAUAUAAAAGAAAAACUAAAGACGAUUCCGUUGAGCACAUUUGUAGGUGUAAAGAAGCUGCCAUUGAACCAGAUUUGAUUUUGUCCAAAGCCGGUACCUUAGCGUGGGCAGAAACAACAAAGGGGACUUUAUACAAAUACAGAACACAGGAUAACGGAGUUCUGACAGAAAUCAGUCAACACUGAAUUCCAACUGUCUUUUCUUUGUUAGAUAAUUUGUAACAGUUCGUACUUUGCUGUGAAAUUAAGUUUCAAAUAUAGAGGUAUUGAAACUUCGAGUUCAAGUCAAAGAAAACGUUAACAAUAAAUUCAAUGAAUAUUGUUGAUAAAGUUUA